This is a messenger RNA of Episyrphus balteatus (marmalade hoverfly), 2104 nucleotides long. RefSeq lists its product as uncharacterized. Lineage: Eukaryota; Metazoa; Arthropoda; Insecta; Diptera; Syrphidae. The coding region runs from base 247 to 1953 and encodes 568 amino acids. The transcript has 7 exons. The record is from RefSeq and is a predicted model, not a curated record.
AAAAAAAAAAAAAACAGCUAAAAAGGAGAAACAAAUAAAAAAAAAACGGUUUCCAUAUAAUACAAACUUCUGAAUGAGAAACCUUAGGACCUGUAAUCAAUUUUACGGUACAUUGCAUAUAAUUUAACGAAAUAAAUAUUACAUCAGUGUUACCGAAUUUAUAUACAAUUUUUUUUUUCAUUUUUUUUUUGUGUACAAAUAAAAAUAAACAAAUUGGAAAAUAAAAGGACAAAAAACAACAAUAAGAUGCCAAUUAAAAUGGAAAUACAGCUGAGAGGAUUGGAAGCAAUCGUGAUAUGGAUGAUUACGUUAUUCGUUUUUGUGCCGGAAUUCAUCGUUGGAUUGAAGGACGUAUCAGUGACCAUUCCACAAGCUGUACGACGCGGUGGCAAUGCGCUCUUCAUAUGUAAUUACGACAUGGAAAACGACACACUAUAUUCAGUAAAAUGGUAUAAAGGACGAAGAGAAUUUUAUCGAUAUACCCCAAAGGAAAAUCCGGCUAUGAAAACUUUUCCAUCUGCCGGAAUAAAUGUUGAGAGAAAUCUCUCCAAUCAAAGCCACGUGGUCCUUUUGGCCGUCCCACUAAGUAUAUCUGGGAAAUUUACAUGCGAAAUUUCCGUAGAAGCACCAUCAUUUCUCACCGCUAUGAUAUCCGGUGAAAUGGAAGUUGUGGAACUCCCGGAACAACGACCGAUAGUGACAGGAAUUCAUUCACGAUAUCGACUGGGAGACUUAGUUGACGGGAAUUGCUCAAUUAAAUUCUCAAAACCGGCAGCCAAUUUGACAUGGACGAUUAAUGGUGUUGUGGUCCCACCACAUCACAUCAAAAUGCAUCAAAUUGAAAAAUAUCCCGAAGACAAUCUUGAAUCGGUUUUUAGUGAAAUUGGUUUCAUGGUCACUACUCAACAUUUUAUCAAAGGACAAAUGAAGCUGAAAUGUACUGCAUCAUUGUUCAACAUUUAUCAUGAAGAAGUGGAAAAACUCAUCGAAGAAGAUCGUCCAAGAAUAAUGGCAUCUGGUCGGUCAUUCGAUAUGAAUGCUUACCCAUAUGAUCAGCAAUCUAGCGGUGAUUUUGAAGACCACAAUGAAUCAUAUUUAACACAUUAUUCACAUUCAGCAGCAGCAGCUGAUGUCUCAUCCUCAGCCACGACAAUAUCAUCAUCAAAUGCUCGUAAAGGAUUAAGAGCAGCAGCAGGACAACUAGUGUCUCUUCUACAUCGACUUGUUGUGUCCACAUCAUCCACAUCAUCCGCAUCAUUGUCAUCAAUAACAAAUGUCAGUAGACGAAUGCUAAAAGGUCAAAUUGAAACUGCUGCGGAAACGCCUCCUGCAGCAAGGAUCUUCUGUUUUAUUGUCAUGUCUAUGUCUAUGUCGUCGCUGUCGUCAUCCUCAUCAUCGUCCCCAUCAUCGUCACUGAUGACAGCGGCAACAGUCACUUCUAUAACAUCAGCAGCUAUCGUCGUCGUCUCCACCACCCCAAUGCCAAAAGUAGCAGGGGUACAUAGUAGACGAUUUGACGACAAUGGAGCUAGAGUUUAUGCACCAGCGAUUAUCUUAUUCACAGUCACUGUUAUUGCAGUCGCUGGGGCACUCGCUGUCGUCGUCAUUUUGACUUUCUUUAUACGAUGGCGAUUUAAUGAUUUCCUGUCAACGGCGAAAGGAUAUUAUCAUUCUCCGCGGCGACAACGCCGCAAUUCACACAAUGAAAUCGAUACAAAUCGACGAGAAGUGUUGUCUUCUUCGACGGCACACAGACAACCAGAAGAACAUCAACAUGGCUAUCAAAAACAGAAUCACCAUCAGCAUCGAAUGACGACGACAGCGAUAAAGCUAGAGCAGGAGUCUUCUCACUGCCACAUACGAAGCCAACAGUUGAUACUAUUACCAAUGGCAUCACCACUGUUGGCCCUUGAGCAACCUCCAAGAAUCAAACGGACUUACAAAUGCUGCUGAUGCUAGAUGAGGCACACUGCCCCAUCAAAGGAUGCACACGUUAAAUGUGCGUUCGGAUAAUAAUUAGCACACAGUCUGAUCCUCUUUCUCUACUCAUUUUGUAAAAAUAAUAAAAAAAAAGAAAUCCGAAUGAAAAAUAAAAAAAAAAAAA